AUAUAUUUGUGUCUGUGUGCAAGUGGGAGUGUGUGCGCCUGCCUUUAAGAAGAGGCUUUUCCCAUCAGGUUCACACCAGUCCAGGACCUCAACGCUAGAAGGUCUCUCUCUUCUUGCUUGGUUGAUCCUUAACUCAGCGCUGCAGCCAUGUCUCACCUAGAGCAGCUGAUCGUCUCCAUGGUGGACGUGUUUGAGGAGUAUGCCGGACAGGAGGGCAAGAAAAACCAGAUUAGUAUGGAUGAGCUCAAGACUCUGAUCGAUAACGAAGUGUCCAAGCCUGAGUUCCAGAAAAAGAUCCAUGCAGAGGAUGUGACCAAGGCCAUGGAUUUUCUGGACAAGAACCAUGAUGGAGUGGUGAACUUCAAUGAGUUCUCUAGGUGUGUGGCCACCCUGGCCAGGGGAUACUACAAGCAGAAGCAAGGCAAGGGAGGCAAGAAGGGCAAAGGCAGAGAAGAGGACGAACAGGAGGACCAAUAGGAACACUCCUCAACUGACCUGCACAUGCAUUCCAGAAGACAUAUUCAGUAUAUUAUUCAUAAUGCUAGUAUCUGGGUGACUAUUUUCUGUCUUGGAAAGACGCGAGAAAAUGUAGAGCAAGCUAAUAGUUGAAGAUUUCUUUAACCCUGCGGACAUUAGUCCUUUGCACACCUCUCUAAGCUACUAACAGAAUGUUUUUGUUUACCAAUGUGCAGAAGGUUAUAUGAAGUAUAAUAGAAUACCUUGUACUAUAUUGGUCUUUGAUUUGAAAUGUGAGACAAUAUAAGGACCAAAUAAGAAUAACAAUCAAUAGAAUAAUCUAGUUUGGGGUGGGGGGCAUUUAAAAGCAUUAAAUGAAACCAGAAUCAAGUCAUUAAACAUUAAUCGAUCA
Messenger RNA from Gadus macrocephalus (Pacific cod), 868 nucleotides. It is a transcript of the gene s100w, whose product is annotated as S100 calcium binding protein W. The record is from RefSeq and is a predicted model, not a curated record. The coding region runs from base 148 to 477 and encodes 109 amino acids. NCBI's taxonomy places the organism in Eukaryota, Metazoa, Chordata, Actinopteri, Gadiformes, Gadidae. The transcript is spliced from 3 exons. Gene Ontology annotation, molecular function: calcium ion binding; transition metal ion binding.